CUGGUGCUGCCUUUCAAAACAGCAAGCUGUCUCACUCGGGCGUAUGGUUACUUAUAAUAAACACACGCUUGUGUCGAAACGGCUUGUUUGUAGCCAGUUCUAACCUUUCCAACCUGUCGGUGGUCUACUUCACAUAACCAUGGCUUGGACAAAAUACCAGCUGUUCCUGGCGGCGUUGAUGCUCACAACUGGAUCCCUUAACACGUUAUCAGCAAAAUGGGCUGACAUGUUUUCCGCUCCUGGGUGCAAUGGUGUUAAAGAACACGAGUUCUCACAUCCGUUUCUACAGGCGGUGUGCAUGUUCCUGGGGGAGUUUGCGUGUCUGUUUGUGUUCCACCUACUGCUGUGUCAGGACCGUCGCCGCCCCGAGCCCACCAUGGACCCCGGCCAGAGCUUCAACCCCGUCCUCUUCCUCGGCCCCGCCCUAUGCGACAUGACGGGCACCUCCCUCAUGUAUGUGGCGCUGAGCAUGACGAGUGCGAGCAGCUUCCAGAUGCUGCGCGGGGCGGUAAUCAUCUUCACGGGGCUGCUGUCGGUGGCCUUCCUGGGCCGCAAGCUCCAGCCCAGCCAGUGGACCGGCAUCCUAGUCACCAUCCUGGGGCUGGUGGUGGUGGGGCUGGCCGACUUCCUCAGCGGGAACCACCAGGACCACAAGCUCAGCGAAGUCAUCACAGGUGACCUGCUGAUCAUCAUGGCCCAGAUCAUUGUGGCGGUGCAGAUGGUGCUGGAGGAGAAGUUUGUCUACAAGCACAACGUCCACCCUCUGAAAGCAGUGGGCACCGAAGGUCUGUUUGGCUUCUUCAUCCUCUCCUUCCUCCUCAUCCCCAUGUACUUCAUUCCGGUGGGCAGCUUCGGCCAGAACCCGCGGCAGGUGAUGGAGGACGCGCUGGACGCCUUCUGCCAGAUCGGCGCGCAGCCGCUCAUCUUGCUGGCGUUGCUGGGCAACACCUUCAGCAUCGCCUUCUUCAACUUCGCCGGCAUGAGCGUGACCAAGGAGAUCAGCGCCACCACGCGCAUGGUGCUGGACAGCCUGCGCACGGUGGUGAUCUGGGCCGUCAGCUUGGCGCUGGGCUGGGAGCAGUUCCACGGCCUGCAGGUGCUGGGCUUCAUCGUGCUGCUGCUGGGCACCUCGCUCUACAACGGGCUCCAUCGGCCCCUGCUGGCGCGGCUGCCCUGCUGCGCCCGUUGCGUCGGCGGUGAGGGAGAGGGAGAGAGGCAGGUGGAGGAAGGCAGCGAUGGAGAGAGGGAGCCGCUCGUGCAGGGAGGAGGGCAGAGCUAACGGAGGGACGGACGGACGGACGGACGUCGUCGCCCCCUGUUGGUAUGGGUGGCGUGUUGCACCAUCUAUGGGAGGAUGGGGGUUGGAAUGGUUCAUCGUGGAAUAGGUGGGGAGGGACGAGAAUUGAACCACUCUGAAGGCGCUACAAUGUUUCAGUGGCAUGGACACACACACACGCACACACACACACACACACACACACACACACACACACACACACACACACACAAAUGCUGCACUAUCAACUACUCACUCAAAUAACUGUACUAUCAACUAGUAGGUGACAUCUCUAUGUGAACACACACACACACACACAAACGCACACACGUAUACAUAUGUAAACACACUUUAGCGUGUGUGUGUGUACAUGUUUUUUUUUUUUUUUUUAAAUGACUGCCACUGCCUUGAGGGCUUCAAAAGAGGAACAUUUAUUUUUGUUUUUUUGUUCACGCUGUUCCUGUGUGACAGGACGUGACAUCAUGUAAAGGGAGGUUCCUACUGGGCGAUAACAGAUGUCACUUAAACUGACACUAGCCCGAAUAGAACGUAUGGUUUUUAAAACUGUGCCACAAAGUGCACAUUAUGUAAAGAAAAUAAGAUGGAAAGAUUUGUAUAAGUCCACUAAACAAGGGUGGAUGUUUGUUAUUGUUUGUUGAAAUGUACAUUUUAAUUAUGCUGGGAGUUUAUGCCGUAAUGAUCAUGUCUUUUUGCCAGUAAGGGAUAAUUAGUGUUUUUAAAAUUUUCAGGUUAUUUUGUUUGUUGUUUAUGUCUCUUUGUUUAUUUACUGUAUUUGUUUGUUUCUUCUUCAAGUAAUUGCUGAUGAUAAUGGUUUUUUUUUUUUUUUUUUACAUGUUUCAGGAAUGAAAACCUUUCCCCCAUGCUCUGCCUCGGGUAACCAUGAUCUAAGUGCUAAGAUGACGGGAUCUGCUUGGGAGUGUUCUCAGAACAUGGAUAAGUGGUAAAGCCGGCUAAGUUAACAUACAGGAAGUGGUAAACCUUCGGUAACACUUUUAUUUUAGCGUUACAUCUAUUAACACUAAUACAUACAAUGUUAAUGCCUGCAUAAGUAAAUUGCAAGAUAAUGUACUAAGCAAAAACUAAGGCCUACUAGGUCCUUACUAAGGUUAAAUUGGUAAUGAAUCCCUUAUUGUGCAUGAACAAGACAUUUGCGAAUUCAUGCCUAACAAAUGUUUAAUUUUGCUUAAUACAUGCCUUAGAAGUUACUUAUACAGGCACAUUGUAUGCAUUAGUGCUAAUAGGUGUAAAGCUAAAAUAAAGUGUUACCAAAACUUGCUAAUAGAUGGCCCUCUGGCGUCAUUUCAUUAAUAGAAAACGAGGCCUCCAGGCUCUUCUAUUAGGUGAUUUACCACUACCUCAACGCUAACUUAUUCAUUCAGGUUCUUGGAACACUCCCAAGGUCUCGUUGUUCUUUUUGUUUUUUGGGAGUAACCCCAUUGUGGCGACACAUUAUCUUGUUUUAGCCAAAGUCCUGAGUUUCAAAUGGUGCAGUGUUUGAACAUAAUGAAAUGUACACGGUGUCUAGGACGUGACCCAACCGGAUUCUCUAUUUUGAUUGGGAGCCGGUGGCUUGAUGACGCGGUACCUCUUUGUUUGUUUGUAGUUCGUGCAACAAUUAUGUGUGCGAAAAAAAAAUAACUGUGCGUGCCAGCAGCAGCAGUCUCUCUGGCUUUGAUGCUCGGCGUAUACUUUUAAUCAGACUGUUUUGGCCCAUUAAAGGUUAUUGCAUUAACA
Molecule: messenger RNA, 3031 nt
Organism: Engraulis encrasicolus (European anchovy)
Lineage: Eukaryota; Metazoa; Chordata; Actinopteri; Clupeiformes; Engraulidae
Gene: slc35f6
Product: solute carrier family 35 member F6
Exons: 6
Coding region: 140-1279 (379 amino acids)
Biological process (GO): transmembrane transport
Cellular component (GO): membrane; intracellular membrane-bounded organelle
Molecular function (GO): transmembrane transporter activity
Source: RefSeq, a predicted model, not a curated record